This is a messenger RNA of Aspergillus caelatus, 1456 nucleotides long. Its product is annotated as heme-dependent oxidative N-demethylase family protein. NCBI's taxonomy places the organism in Eukaryota, Fungi, Ascomycota, Eurotiomycetes, Eurotiales, Aspergillaceae. The record is from RefSeq and is a predicted model, not a curated record. Bases 184 to 1407 code for a protein of 407 amino acids. The transcript is spliced from 3 exons.
GGUGCUCUGAGCAAUCGGCGUUGAACGGGAUUGUCGACCAAUCGCAAGUCCGAGAGAGAUCUAAGGUCAACUUAAAAUCCAGCAUGGAACAUACGAACUAUAUAUCUCCUCACCGAUGACUCCUUCAGAUCGCGAGCAGGCUCCCGUUGGACAAGCAUUCCAGAAUAAGUGACUAGCAACAAGAUGGGGCUCUAUAUGGUUAAAUCAAUAGCCACUUAUACGGAGAGGUUACCGGUGGUGUUUCUCAUUUCCCUUCUAGGGUUCGGCGUUGCCAUUUGGAAAUAUAAACCAGCCGUCUCCAACAACUGCACACCAAAGCCGACAUCCGACAGUGAAAGCCAAAAAACAUACCCGCCCAUCGAACCCCUCCCGGACUUUAACUGGGAGACUACUGAGCCACUGAAAUUCCGGCCCUUUAAGCCAAAAUAUCACUUAACGAUGGCAUUAUCGAAUCUGGACCCCUCGACACUCAUCCAGAUGGACAAAACCUACAAAGACAGACUAGCCAUUCGCUCCUCCUUACUUCAAAAACAUCCCGACGUCGUCAUUGGGAUCAAUAACGAGACUGAUCCGCGAAUCUACGCCGCAAUCCGAGAGCUAUAUGUCUUCGUUGUCGGGACAUAUUUACCAACACGGUACCCUCAGAUGUUCCGACUGACUUCCCAACCAAGCGAUGACAACAGUAAGACAGGAACAGAGACUAAGACAAUACUCGAGAGUAUGGUCACAGGAUCAAAGACUCCGUUACACUUCAAUGAAUCCGAACCCGGAUCCAGAACAGGGAGAAGAGAACUCGAGACCCUGGGAACGCUAGUCGACGAGGAGUUUCUCAUUCUCCUCCCCGAAUCAUCUUCAACCCACCCCUCGAGCAAUCAAGGAGAACCCGAAAAAUACAUCCUGGAAGCAUACACGACCUUCUUUCCUGCCGGCUUCGACACGCGUAAGAAGCUCGGCCUCCGUCUCGCGUCCAUCCACACCCCAGUCCCGGGGUAUAAGGAGAAGCUUGAGCGCAGUAUGGACCGAUUCUUUGCGCGGGUCGAGGUCGGCCAGUUCGUGCAGAGGGUCAAUUGGAGUAUUACUACCGAUUCGGAGCUGUUCGCUGCGUUUGGCGGCGUGCACGGUGAUGAGGGUGAAGGGGAGAAGACUUUGAAUGUUGGGGAAUUAGAGGUGGAUUCUACAGUUUUGAGGUGUGAACGGCAAACCUUGCAUCGUCUUCCUCAGAGCAAGGGACUGGUGUUUGCGUUUCAUACUUAUACGUAUCCGAUCCAGAUGAUCAAGGAUGAAGGGCUAGGGGAGGAUCUGGCGGCUGCUAUUGAUGGGUUGAAAGAGGGGAAUGUGCCUGAAAUGCAUUGGUAUAAACGGGGACCUGUUUGGGGCGAGGCUGUGAAAGAGUUUCUGCGCUCGUAAUCAUUUUUCGUGUUGUUUCUUCAUUCUAUUACUUUUUGUUGGUUUCUUU